Molecule: messenger RNA, 927 nt
Organism: Acanthamoeba castellanii str. Neff
Lineage: Eukaryota; Discosea; Longamoebia; Acanthamoebidae
Product: carrier superfamily protein
Exons: 7
Coding region: 1-927 (308 amino acids)
Biological process (GO): iron import into the mitochondrion
Cellular component (GO): mitochondrial membrane
Molecular function (GO): ferrous iron transmembrane transporter activity
Source: RefSeq, a predicted model, not a curated record
AUGGAGUUCCUGGUUGAUGAAGCGCUUGAGGAGGAGCUGCAGCAGAGCAGUGACCCUCGCGUCCAUCUCAUCGCCGGCGCCUGUGCCGGUCUCAUGGAACACUGCGGCAUGUUCCCCAUCGACACUACCCACCAGCAGCUCGCUGGAUCUCGAACGAGCAUAGCCGCCACCAUCCGGACCAUCGUCGCCAAGAACGGUGUCACGGGCCUCUUCCGAGGUUUGCCGGUGGUGGUGGCGGGCUCGGCUCCGGUGCACGGUGUCGCCUUCUCCAUCUACGAGUUUUGCAAACGCCUCUUGGGCGCCGAUCAACCGGGCCACCACCUGCUGGCGUCGAGCAUGUCGGGCGUGGUGGCGACCCUCGCACACGACGCCUGCCUUGCCCCCGUCGACACCCUUAAGCAGCGCCUUCAGUUCUCCGCCCGCCCCUACCGGGGCGUGUGGGACUGCUUUGGCCAUAUUUUGAAGAGCGAAGGCGUGUCGGGUUUCUACCGCGGUUACACCACGGCCGCGGUCAUGAACCUGCCCCACGCCAGUAUUUAUUACGGGGCCUACGAGAGCAUAAAGAAGCUGCUCAAGCGGGCGACGGGGAAGGAGUACGAGAGCAACGACCCGGUCACCCACAUGCUCGCCGGAGCUGCCGGCGGGUGCCUGGCGGGCGGCCUCACCAACCCGCUUGACGUCGGCAAGACCCGGCUUCAGGUGGGCACGGACGCGGGGAAGAGCUACCGGGGCAUGGUGAGUACGCUCCGCACGAUAUACCGGGAGGACGGGUGGGCGGGCUUCACCAAGGGCAUCCGACCGCGGAUGGUGUUCCACUCCAUGUCGGCCGCCAUCAGCUGGACCACCUACGAAUACAUCAAGCACACCCUCGAACCCUCCUUCUCCUCCCACUCUCCUCCAUCCUCCAAUAAAAGCGGCCCCUCGUGA